This is a messenger RNA of Amoebophrya sp. A25, 4151 nucleotides long. NCBI's taxonomy places the organism in Eukaryota, Dinophyceae, Syndiniales, Amoebophryaceae. The record is from the annotation of a GenBank genome assembly.
AGAACGAAGCAGUGUGACUAUGACAUAGACAUGCAGCAGCGUCGGUUUCUGACGCUGCCAUGACUGAUAAAAGUCAUCCCUUCUUCCUCUUUGUUUAAAGCAGAAUAACCAGUUUCGAUUUGGUGGAGUUCGAGAACCUCAACCUUCAGUAUUUUCCUUUUUUUAAUAGCAAGCUACUUUCUUCUUUCUGAAUAAAAAUAUACUUCUGACUUCUAUCUGGAUCUGCCCAAAAAUCACGAAGAUGGCACGUGUCACCAGUUCCCUUUUGUUCUCAUCUUUCCUGCUUUCGAUGGCAGUGGUCCCAAUUGCUGCUUUCCUGAGAACCGCAACACCAGUCGCGGCGCCAACCAGCGAAGACGCAGCACUCAGACAGAAAGAUCGGAAAGUUAUGACCUAGUUUGAUAUAUUUGGUUUUCAUCGACAUCGCUCUGGAACGGUGAAGAUCAUUGAGUGCAAGGACAUGAUCCACCUCUAAUCAACGUUCCACACCAACCAACGCUCCGCAACGGUCAGUGACAAGCCUUGGACGAUUAUUCGAUCUGGAUAAACGUGAACCGGAUGAAAUUGAAACGGAGGCUUGUUUUCUCACUAGAGACAACAUCAAACCUCCGCGGCCGAGCUCUUCACAUUAUGUUCCCAAGUUUUACAUGCGCAUCUGAGUACAGCAUUGUACGUCGUAAAAUGUUUUUUCUUUAUACAUAGAUAUGAGCAGGGAUCGAUGAAUGAAAUGCUAGAUAUCACGCACUCGUCAAGAAUAGAGACACAAUUUAUUAAUUCUUUGUUUCAUGUCUGUCAUGGUGGAUGCUCUGUCAUCUUUGUGUUUAAUAUUCUAAUCCACAUCAUUGGCCUCCUCUACGUCGGGCGAAGGUGGAGCUACUUCGAGUGAAAGAGAGUCGUCUGCUGAUGCGAAACCGUCUUCCGAGGACUCCACUUCUUCUAUUGUUGGAACAGGCACAGCCACAGCAGUAGAAUCGUCCGUAGAAGUGGGAGCAGCCUCAUCAGUUGGUGGAGCAGGAAGUAGCUCUUCUACUGCAUCUGUUGUAGAUCCUGUAGCAGGAGCAGCAGCAGCAGCAGCAUCUUCCGGAGAACGACCAGGAGAGACAACAAGAACCGAACCGUGGUCCUGGCAAUGUCCAGAGUAUGACGCGGAGGCGGGUGCAGCUGCCUUAAAAGAUCUUCAAGACGUCCUCAAAAAACUAAAACUGCCGGGUGUAACAGAGCGUUCUUCCACAAGUAGUGCGUCGGAUCAUGCAGCCCCUUCCUGGAAGUUUGAAGCCUCCGAGGAGUAUACAAAAAUGGAAGAGUGUGCAGACGAAAUGGCGAGAAAGCUUAAAUCGGAAGCCUGGUGUCCAUACUUCGGCAGUGGAGGUCGAGAGACUCGAAACUUUCUAGAACAGAUCAUGGGUCUUCCUAUCCCAACUUCGAAACCAAAAGCCUUGAAACCUGGGGAGCAAAUACAUCGAGUAGCAAAAGCAAAUGUUGAACAAGUACAAGUGGAGGUUCUAGACCAAGAAGUUGAACAAGACGAGAUCGAGGCAACAUUGGACCAGGCUGAAGAAGCUAAGCAAUUGUUGCAAUACCUUUAUCAGAGAAUAGCAGCGAAGAGGAUCGUCGCAGCCCCUGCUGAAAAGCAGAUGCAGAGUGAGGAAGAUGAGAAGAUGAAAGUAGAUGACGAGGUAGGGGCAGCAACUUUUAGGAGCUCAGUCUCGUCAGAGCCGUCAUCCGGCGCAUCUUCGUUGGUGUCAAGAUGGGUGACGAAACAUCCCUGCUUAACCACCCUGGUCCUUCUCUUAGCUGCUGGUAUUGAUUAAGGCACAAUCACGUAUCACUCUUUCUUGACAUUGAGAAAUAAAAAGGGAUAGAUUGAGCGUCCAAUUGCAAAAUUGCAAUUGCUGGAUUAACAUGAGGAGCAUGACGAGCGUUCUUGCACUGUAUGUUGUCUCUGUCUCAACAUCAAAGCUUGUUUGUUGAUUGAAAAUUGAGGAUUUUGUUUUUACUCUAUGCUGGCCAACGUUCUCCUCGUGCUCGAAGAUCAAGUAGUGGGUGGGGUUCUUCAAAGCACUUCACAAACCUACAACAUGAUAGAUCAUCAGAUGUUGUUAAAACAGACCUUCACCGUCUAACUUUCGCAGACUUGGAGAAAUCCGCCUCCAGGAGAAGGAAUGACUUUCGUUUACCACCCAAACGAUCUUCUGUUUCCCGAUUUGGGAAAUGGAUGCAACUCCUGUGUUGGGAGAAGAGGAGCGGUGAUCACUCCCGAGCCUGCUGGCAAUGACGUCGACGAUGAGGUAGCGUAUGGCUAUGAUUACGGAUUUGGAGAACGGGAAGAAGAGCUACAAGGCUUUUAUCAUGACGUAUUAUUUUGAUUUUUGUUUGAAUUACUAGUAGUACUAGUUGUACUUCCUUGUAAUAGUAGAAUGUAUGUGGAUUUUUUUAUUUUCCGUCAAGCGUGUGUCUGGCUCAGACCUCUUUGUAUCUACUUUCGAGUACUUGUUCUAUACUUGCACCAGUUGUAGAACAGUGUCGAUGUAUGAAUGUACGAUUAUACAAAAAAGCCUAUGUUGAACAAGCUUCAAGAAGAACAAGAAAGAACAACUUCUCGAACCUCGAUGGAAUUUCUGAAGAACCAGCAACAUGUUAAAUAAUACCAAAAGCGACCAUUACCGACUACAGGUCAACGACGGUGUGGCUGCUCCUUGGGGUAGCCGAAAUUUUCCUUGUUUUGGCGAGCACGAAGUUGCUAGGAGAUUUCCGUUCUCCUCGAAGCAGAAUCGUGUGUGCCUGCCAACGACCACCGAAGAUCACAGGGAUGCUAAGUUGAUAGGACCAAACGUCGAGGGUAGGAUUAGGAAUUCUUCGAACGAGCAAACGGCUACUUUGGUUUUGGAUGCACACGAAGACGAGGUAUUUUUGGUUGUUUGAUUUGAUUCCUGGGGUUACGAGAGGACGUUUAUCUUGUUCCUUUUCAAGAGUACGCACCAGAACAUGAACACAUUCAUGAUUUUCCGUGUCUCAUAAGCACGAGAACACGAAUCCAAACAACUCGAAAUUAAUAUGAUAAUCUUCUUGUCAAAGUCAAUAUGCGUUGUGGUUAUCCAAAGCCGACCACUACAACAGGUCCUCCACACCGACGACGACGCCCUCACUGCUGUUCCGAAGCAACAGCGUGAAAAUUUUUUGGCUUCCCGAAGAGCUGCUCCAGCCGUGGGUGUCACACUUGCUGCAGCUGCCGCAGCAGCUGCAUCAUACAUGUACAAGUAGGGUAAUCUUCAAUAAUUUGUUGUCCUAGAAGUAGAAGUUCUACUUCAACACAACAUUGAUCCAUUAAGUGACUUCAAGAACACAACAAAAAUGAUACAGUAUAAGUGACUGCUCUCUCUCUGUCUCAGGAGUUUGUUAUUGACUUACACUUACAGUUCUUCAAUUUUUGGGCGGGUGCCCACAUGGCAUCGAUGACACAUCACGAUGAAUCAGAUCGACGACAAUUAUAGAUACACUUAACGAGAAUAAACGUUUCUUCUUUCUCGAUUGCAUGCAACUGCAUACCUCUAUCAAUCUGAACACUAGCACUACCAAAUUAACGACACUAAGAACGGCGUACUCCCGGAUCUCGAACAACUAGAUGCACCACUACAACUCGCUGUUGCUUGUUGUUUUACUUAAGCACGGCGUUGAGCACUGCUGCAUUUGGAAAAAUAAUGAACAUGAAGCAGUUCAUCUAUAGUCAUCUCAAUGCAAGUGGUUUCUUGUGAAUCUUCAUCACUUCAAUUUGACUGACGUCGAUGCUCUCCUAAGUACAUUCAUUCUUUGUCCUUUUGUUUUUGUGGGCGGGAUUUGAUAGGUCCUGAGGCCAUAUCGAUAUUGCAUCAUGAUGAGCUAGCUCCUUAUGUCAUAAUGUACCUGUAUGGUGAGCUACUUUUUACACCAAGUAAACCAAGAGGUUUUUAGAAGUUCGAGCUGGAACUCAUCUCUGUCUCUGCGUCUCGCUGCGAAUGGAAGGUUAUUGACAACUACAAACCUCGGCCCUUUGAUGUUGGUCGCUCUUAGCGUAAAUGGAGUCCUCGUUUGCAUAAGUACAUUGAACAAACUAGUGGAAAAUGUUGUUUUUUCUUGUGAAAAAAAAUUAAAAAUGGAUGUGCCUGGAUUAGGAU